CCGAGCGUCCGAAAUCAGCCAGAAAUAGGAACGUGUGAUGCGAGGAAUCGGUUUAGAAGGCCAGAUUAAAGACUCAGUGAGGUGCAAUAAUCAGCUUCGAGAUUGCUAUUGCAAGCAGCACCCGCCGCCGACCGUGAGAGCUUCAUGGCCGAGCCUCGCAAAUCCUUCCUUCGUUCGAGGGGCCUAUAAAAAGAAGGACCGACUCGCCAUCGCCUCGGCAUGAUUUCAGGCCGACGUGUGGGAGCCGCGCACCGCUCUCCGAUCGAUAGCCCGCAAUUGCAAGCCUUAUGACGAGAGCUGCUACUGUCGAUCGCGAGCGCGCAGGAGAUUUUCAUCGGGUGCACGAGACGCCAGAAUUUUCACCGUGAAUUUUCGAACAGAAUUUUCUCGUGGGCCUCUUCUUCGGUCGAGAUUCUUCGGACUGCGGGCCAGGCAAGCGAGGGAAGGCGACCAUGAUGGCGAGUGAGGAGGAUCAUCGUGAAAGCAAAUCGCGCGACAUCCGAGAGCCUCCUCUGCUCGACGUUUUCAUGUCCAAUGUGUUUCUGAACAGCGAUGCGUUUCUGGCAGCAGCGACUGCUGCUGCGGCGGACGCAGCGACUGCUGCGUCCGCUGAAGCGGCCGAUGUUUGUAGACAGUAUCCUGAGCAGAUUUGAGAUUCCCGCAGCCGAGGAGUUCCCAGCAAUUGAGCAAUUUGAACCCACCAUGAUCGAGAUCGAGCCGAGCGCUGUGGAUGUCUUUGAGCCGCCUGGCCUCGCCGAAGACAGACCUUCGAGCUCGAAACCCAGAAAUCAGCACGAGCAGCGAGACGAGCUCAAGAAGUUGCUGGAUCUCCUGCUCUCGAAAGCCACGAUAUGCUCCACCUGCGGUGUUCAACAUACUGCAAAUCGACACGACUCUCUCUGCUGCAUCUGUUACGAUGUCACUCGAAACGCCUUCCGGAAAGUCGACCAGAUGUGGAUCUCGCAUCAAGACGUGCUGGAGAAUCUGAACCCUGUGCAUCGGUGGGACUUCCUGGAGCCCAAUCUUUUAGAAAUACAAACAUCUCCGACUAUCUUUCUAGGCCAGCGGUCGUUUCUAAUUAAAUCAAAGAGUGGAAAUGUGUUGUGGGACUGCAUAUGUCCCGUGGACAUGGUCACGGUGAAUUAUAUCAACAAAAUCGGAGGCGUAAAAGCGAUUGUAAUCUCGAAUCCUGAACACAUGGCCACGUUUACUAUUUGGAGCUCUGCAUUCAACAACUGUCCAGUCUACAUUCAUUCACGCGACAGCGCAUAUAUGACCUUGCCCUUAAGCUACAUAGACUCUCACAUAAUAUUUUGGAGGGGCGAAACUUAUGAAUUAUGGGAUGACAUAAGCGUGAUCAAUCUGGGUGGUCAUUACGACGGAAGCUGCAUACUACACAGGAAAGGGUAUGGUGGUUUCAUCCUGUCAAGCAAUACCCUGAAGGUUGGAGCUGACCGCAUGUCUGUUAGUGUCAUGAAAUCCUAUAGAAACUUUAUUCCGGCCAAUCCUGCAACUGUUCUGCGAAUGUUCCAGAUCAUGUUACGGCUGGACCUAGAUUAUGAACGUGUUUAUGGGAGCUUGCCGGGAGAUGAUAUUAAGGCAAUGGGAAAGCAAAUUGUCAUGUCCUCACUUAGAGAGUACCUUAUGUGGUCUUGCCGUGAGAAGGAACUGGAAGAGCCCUGGUCUACUUCAAAAUCUGUGUAGGAGACCACUCGUAAAAUUGUGGCGAAAGGAAAGCGCAAGAUUAUCGAUAGCUGAUAAUACUUUUGGGAGUUCUCUUCGCUUUCCGCCUAGAAUCAGAUAUCAUUUACGCCUCAUGCGCAGACUGGCAUGGACUCGGCGUCUAAUCGGGUCGAAGUGAGGAGAUUACAUUCACGGUGGUAGAGAUUCGUACACCACUCGAAGCUUCUGCCUCGUACAUGGUCAUGACGAAGAUCAAUAAAGUGUAUAGGUGAGAUGAGGAUAUAUAGGUGAGGAGUAUAACAGAGUUGUUACAUAAGAUAAACCCUCAGUUCCAUUCACAGCUAGAGAUGACACGGUCGACUCUAGCUCGUCAUGCACAUGAAAAAAAGUCAAUGUCGAGUAUUGUCUAUUCUCAAUGCUUUUGUCGCCAACUGGUAUUUGAGCGUCAUCUUUGGACACCACAGCCAGCCGUGAAGAUCAGGCGAUGACUCCUACGGUUCAAUAUGAGAAGGU
Marchantia polymorpha subsp. ruderalis is the source of this 2196-nucleotide messenger RNA. The record is from the annotation of a GenBank genome assembly. Lineage: Eukaryota; Viridiplantae; Streptophyta; Marchantiopsida; Marchantiales; Marchantiaceae.